AUGGAUUCAUUUUUGGAUACCUCGACUGUUUGUCUCUCACCCCAUGUGCGAAAUAUCGCUUACGUCGUUUAUUCUGAAUUUGAGAGCCUAGUAUCGAAAUAUGGCCAGGGUGUUGUUGAUGGGAUUGUACCGAUUAUGAUUCGAACGCUAGAACAAGUUGACCUUCUACAUAAAAGCAAUGAGAUUUUGCAAAAUACAAAUGACCAAAAUGAGAAGGAAAUCUAUUCGCUAACCUCUAGAUUGGAGAAGGAAAUCAAAUCUAGGCGAUUAGCAGAAGAGAAAAUAAUUGCUUUGGAGGAUGAAAUGUCUGAAAUGCGUGUCAAGAUGGACAACAAAUUGGCAGAUUUCACUAAACUGGCACAUAUUUUUGAAGCUAAGCUUGAUGCAGCGAAUGAACACAUUGCUCGACAAGAGGCGAAGGAGGCGGAGUUACGAAGUGACCUGGCUAGUGCUCAAGCGCGUUGCAAUGAACUCCUUUGCUCCCAUGUGGCUCAUAUGGAGCGUACUAGAAAUCGAAUUCACAAUCUUACUCUGGAAAAGCUGUCGUCUCCUUCUUCUGGAAUUACCCAAUUAAUACCUCGCGCAUCAGAAGUGGGCUUGUUGGAUAUUAAAGAGGUACACCGGAAGAACUUCAGCCAACCUCUUUUGGAGGAGCCUAUAGUCUUGCAACCAGUAGCGAGCUCACCCCCUUCAGUGAGUCGGACCUCUGAAGGCGAAUUACUUGAUGUAUUAGAUGAACCAACAGACUAUGAGCAGUACUUGAACGAGCCAACUUCAACUAGAGUGGUGUCAGAUGAAUCGGAUGAUAUCUCUAAAGUGUCCGAUGACUGUGAAUUCAUGGGCUGCGAAUGUAAGCAUGCGCACAUAUCAAUCGCUGAUCUUUACCGCUCCGCUUUAAAUCAUUGA
Messenger RNA from Rodentolepis nana, 906 nucleotides. The record is from the annotation of a GenBank genome assembly. NCBI's taxonomy places the organism in Eukaryota, Metazoa, Platyhelminthes, Cestoda, Cyclophyllidea, Hymenolepididae.